Knipowitschia caucasica is the source of this 1125-nucleotide messenger RNA. The record is from the annotation of a GenBank genome assembly. NCBI's taxonomy places the organism in Eukaryota, Metazoa, Chordata, Actinopteri, Gobiiformes, Gobiidae.
AUGUCGACUCCUGGCACGGUGAUCGAAUGUAAAGCUGCGGUGGCGUGGGAACCAGGAAAGCCUCUGAAGAUCACCACCGUGAAGGUGCAUCCGCCCAAAGACCAUGAAGUGCGCAUCAAGAUGCUGUAUGCAGGAGUGUGCCACACAGACUGGUCGUACCUGUACCAUGGGGGGCAGCAAGACUGGCCCUUCCCCCUGGUCCUGGGACAUGAAGGAGCUGGUGUGGUGGAGAGUGUGGGGCCUCAAGUCACCAAGGUCUCUCCAGGAGACCAAGUGAUUCCUCUAUUUCUGCCUGAGUGUGGGACUUGUGCCCAGUGCCGCAGCGGCAAAACGAACAUGUGCCGAAAUAACUGGGCCCAGUCUCAGAAGGGGGUGAUGGCCGAUGGUACCAGUCGUGUGUCCUGUAACCAGCAGCAGGUCUACCAGUUCCUGGGCGUGUCGUGUCUGUCGCAGUACACCGUGGUCUCGGACGCGGCGGUGGCGAGGAUCAGAGCGGACGCGCCGCUGGAGACCGUGUGCCUAUUGGGCUGUGGCGUCUCCACGGGAUACGGAGCAGCUCUCAACGCCGCCAAGGUGCAGAGGGGCUCCACAUGCGCUGUCUUUGGCCUGGGAGCAGUGGGACUGGCCGCGGUGGUGGGUUGUCGCGCUGCUGGUGCCUCCAGAAUCAUCGCUGUUGACUCAAACUCGCAGAAGACCAAGAAGGCCCUGGCCCUGGGAGCCACAGAGUUCAUCAACCCCCAGGAGCCGCACAAGAAGCCUGUCCAGGACCAGCUGAGGGAGAUGACCAGCGGGGGAGUGGACUAUGCCCUGGAGUGCACUGGAGACGUCUCUUCUAUGGCCCAGGCCCUGGAGUCCACUGUAGAGGCCUGGGGAGUGUGUGUGGUGGCGGGAUGCACCGAGCCCCUCCGAAUCCACGGCGACCAGCUCCUCAUGGGACGCACCAUCAAGGGGACCUACUUUGGAGGCUGGAGGGGGGCCUCAGACCUGCCGGGGCUCGUGGACAAGUACAUGAAGAACAAGAAGGAUCUGAGUCUGGAGACUUUCAUCACAAAGAGACUGAGGCUGGAGGACGUCAACACAGCUCUGCAGCUGCUGAGAUCAGGAGACAGCCCGGUGCGCGGAUAA